AUGCCUCUACGCGCCAAGGUGACCAACCCUGCCUUCAGGGCAACAGCUUCGCUGUCAACCUCCCCCGAACUUCCCAAGGAACUCCCCGGCGACGAGCCUGACGAUGUCCUGUUCAACUCUAUCUACGGCCUCCGCAGCGUCGAGCUCAACCGACCCAAGAAGCUCAACUCCCUUAAUGGCUCCAUGGCCCGAAAAAUCUUCCCCCGUUUGAAGGAAUGGGAAAAGUCUCAAAUCGCGAACAUCGUCCUCAUCUCGGGAGCAGGAUCGAAGGCGCUUUGUGCUGGCGGCGAUGUCGCUGCUCUGGCACUUCAAAAUGAGCAGGGACCGGAGGGACAAAAGGCUUCGACAGACUUCUUUGGACUCGAAUUUCGCCUCGACCACACCAUUGCCACAUACUCCAAGCCGGUUAUCUCAUUCAUGGACGGUAUCACCAUGGGCGGCGGUGUCGGCCUCAGCAUGCACGCCCCGUUCAGAAUUGCUACCGAGCGCACAGUUUUCGCCAUGCCCGAGACAACUAUCGGUUACUUCCCCGACGUCGGUGGUUCUUUCUUCCUUCCGCGCCUGGAUGGCGAGACUGGUACCUACCUGGCUCUGACUUCUGAGCGCCUGAACGGUGUCCAGGCCCUGUACUCUGGCAUUGCGACCCACUACUUGCACUCUAGUGUUCUCAGCAACGUCACCCAGCGUCUGUCCGAGCUGGUUUUCCCCGACCAUGUUGGUCUGCCCGAGCGACUGCAAACCGUGAACAAGACCAUGGCUGAGUACUCGCUUGGUCUCCCGUCUCUGCAGGAGGAGCCAAUGCUUUUGGCUGGCGAGCUGCGCAAGGCGAUUGACCGUUGCUUCAGCUUCAACACCGUUGAGGAGAUAUUCGCGGCGCUGGAGAACGAGACCGAGCAGAAGGACUGGGCCGAGAAGACCCUCAAGACUCUCUCAAGCCGUUCCCCCACCUCCUUGAAGGUUACCCUCCGCCAAAUGCGCCUCGGAAAGAAGUGGAGUAUCUCAGAGACCUUCCAGCGUGAAUACCAGGUUGCCGCCAACUUCAUGCGUCACCCCGAUUUCGUUGAGGGAGUCAAGGCUCGUCUAAUGUCUAAGCCCCCCCGUCAAGCGGAGUGGCAACCGGCCACCCUGGCUGAAGUCUCAAACGAGACUGUUGAGUCUUUCUUCGCCAUCCCCGAAGGCGAAAGCCGCCUGCAGCUGUUGAGCGAGGGUGACUACACAAGUUACCCUCACGAACAGCUCGCCCUGCCCUCCGAGAGCGAGAUUGAGAAAUUUGUCCGUACCCACGGUACAUCAGUUUCUCAGGUCACCAGCGAGUUCGCUCAACGAUGGAACCAGAAGGAGGGUGUCCGCGAAAAGGUCUCCGAGGUCCUGGCUCGCCGGACGAAGCGAACUGAGAAGGGCAUUGAGUGGGUUUGA
Messenger RNA from Penicillium waksmanii, 1416 nucleotides. RefSeq names its product mitochondrial 37S ribosomal protein mS47. Gene Ontology annotation, cellular component: mitochondrion. The transcript is spliced from 3 exons. Lineage: Eukaryota; Fungi; Ascomycota; Eurotiomycetes; Eurotiales; Aspergillaceae. Bases 1 to 1416 code for a protein of 471 amino acids. Gene Ontology annotation, molecular function: 3-hydroxyisobutyryl-CoA hydrolase activity. Gene Ontology annotation, biological process: L-valine catabolic process. The record is from RefSeq and is a predicted model, not a curated record.